ACACACUGUCUCAUUAAUAGUAAUAGUAAGGCGAGGCCAAAAUCGUCAUGACCGUCUCUCCUUCUCAGAAGUUUUCCUUUACAUUUAAUAUACGACGUGAUAAGCCAAUGGGCGACGAAAAAACUUUAACAGGGUUCCGCCUCCACUCUUUCCUCAAGUCAUGAUACGAAUACGAUUUUUGAUUGACUUCAACAGAUGUCUACUUAGCGGUUGCACAUUACUCUCCGGAGUGCAACAGCACCGCAACCAUGCCUCUGGCUCGCAGCCUCUCGGUGACCUCGUUGUCGGGGCUGGAGGAGUGGGACGAGGAGUUUGACUUGGAGGAUGGCGUGCUGUUCGAGAUCGCCUGGGAGGUGGCGAACAAAGUGGGCGGGAUCUACACCGUGAUCCAGACGAAAGCACGGCUGACUGCCGAGGAGUGGGGGGAGAACUACUUCUUGGUGGGGCCCUACACGGAGAGCAACGUCCGCACGCAGGUGGAGCUGAUCGAGCCCACGAACCCCGCCCUGAAGAGAACCAUCGACAAGAUGAACAGCAGCGGGUGCAAGGUGUACUUCGGGCGCUGGCUGAUCGAGGGCAGCCCCUACGUGGUGCUGAUCGAUGUGGGCUUCACCGCCUGGUCCCUGGACAAGUGGAAGAGCGAGCUGUGGGAGACCUGCGGGAUCGGGGUGCCCUGGUUCGACCGCGAGGCCAACGACGCCGUCCUCUUCGGAUUCCUCACCGCCUGGCUCCUGGGGGAGUUCGCAGCGCAGUGCGAGGACCCCCCCCAUGUCCUGGCGCACUUCCACGAGUGGCUGGCGGGGCUGGGCCUGGUGCUGUGCCGCCACAGGCAGCUCCCCGUGGCGACCAUCUUCACCACCCACGCCACCCUGCUGGGGCGCUACCUGUGCGCGGGAAACGUGGACUUCUACAACAAGCUGGACGAGUUUAACCUGGAUAAGGAGGCGGGCGAUCGGCAGAUCUACCACAGGUACUGCCUGGAGAGAGCAGCCGCCCGCUGUGCCCACGUCUUCACCACCGUCUCCCAGAUCACCGCACACGAGGCCGAGGCCCUGCUCAAGAGGAAGCCCGACAUCGUGACCCCCAACGGGCUGAACGUGAAGAAGUUCUCGGCCGUGCACGAGUUCCAGAACCUCCACGCCCAGAGCAAGGCCCGGAUCCAGGAGUUCAUCCGGGGACACUUCUACGGCCACCUGGACUUUAACCUGGACAAGUGUCUGUUCCUCUUCAUCGCCGGGCGAUACGAGUUCUCUAACAAAGGAGCCGACAUCUUUCUAGAGGCCCUUGCCCGGCUCAACUACCUGCUCAGGGUGAACCACAGUGAGGUAACUGUUAUAGCCUUCUUCAUCAUGCCCGCCAGAACCAACAACUUCAACGUGGAAACACUGAAGGGGCAGGCCAUCAGGAAACAGCUAUGGGACACGGCGCACACGGUGAAAGAGAAGUUCGGGCACAAGCUGUACGAGUCGCUGCUCGGGGGUCAGUUGCCAGAUGUGUCUAAGAUGCUGGAUAAGGAGGACUUCACCAUGAUGAAGAGGGCCAUAUUUGGGAGCCAGAGGCAGUGUCAGCCCCCCAUCUGCACCCACAACAUGCUGGAGGACAGCACUGACCCCAUCCUCAACUGCAUCCGCCGAAUCGGGCUGUUCAACAGCUCAGCGGACCGGGUCAAGGUGAUCUUCCACCCGGAGUUCCUGUCCUCCACCUCCCCGCUCCUCCCCAUGGACUAUGAGGAGUUUGUCAGGGGCUGUCAUUUAGGGGUCUUCCCCUCCUACUAUGAGCCCUGGGGCUACACGCCAGCGGAGUGUACGGUGAUGGGUAUCCCCUCCAUCUCCACUAACCUGUCCGGUUUCGGCUGUUUCAUGGAGGAGCACAUUGCGGACCCGUCCGCUUACGGGAUCUACAUUCUGGACCGGCGGUACCGGGGUGUGGAUGACUCGUGUAACCAGCUCACCUCCUUCCUGCUGCAGUUCUGCCAGCAGAGCCGGCGGCAGCGGAUCAUCCAGAGGAACCGCACCGAGCGCCUCAGCGACCUGCUGGACUGGAGAUACCUGGGCCGGUUUUAUAUUGCAGCCCGUCACAUGGCCCUGGCCAAAGCCUUCCCUGACACCUACUGCUAUGACCCCGAUGAGCCUGCUUCUACUCAAGGCUUCCGUUACCCCCGCCCGUCCUCCGUGCCCCCCUCCCCCGCCCUGUCCCGCCACUCCUCCCCGCACCACAGCGAGGCCGAGGAUGACGACGACGAAGAGCGGUACGAUGAGGAACUGGAGGCGGAGAAGGACCGGAUGAACAUCCGCCAGCCCUUCUCCCUCCCGCUGCGGAAGAGCAGCCUGCCGUUCUCUCCGCCCCCCCCGGUCUCCGACGGCAGCAGCCCCCCCGGCUCCCAGCCCAGCUCCACCACCAGCUCCCAGCCCAGCUCGCUGUCCAGCGAGAAAAACUGAGCACUUACACACACAUACGCACACACACACAUGCACACACACACACACACACACACACACAAACCAGCUCCCAGCCCAGCUCGCUGUCCAGCGAGAAAAACUGAGCACUUACACACACAUACGCACACACACACACACACACACACACAACACACACAUACACACAC
Molecule: messenger RNA, 2605 nt
Organism: Anguilla anguilla (European eel)
Lineage: Eukaryota; Metazoa; Chordata; Actinopteri; Anguilliformes; Anguillidae
Gene: gys1
Product: glycogen synthase 1 (muscle)
Exons: 16
Coding region: 249-2438 (729 amino acids)
Biological process (GO): glycogen biosynthetic process
Cellular component (GO): cytoplasm
Molecular function (GO): alpha-1,4-glucan glucosyltransferase (UDP-glucose donor) activity
Source: RefSeq, a predicted model, not a curated record